CAUACUGAUAACCUUAUGCCUAACCUUAAAUGAAAACCAAAAAGCAACUUUUAGUUUUCAUCCAUUUUUACGAUAGACUAUUGUCUUUGUGGCUGUGGUAACUAGUGGAAACCGUGCCUGUUGUUCACACGCGUGUCUGCCCUCUCAUUAGCUAGAAUGGUUUCACCUGAUCUUGCCUCCUCCCGACUGCGUUAUAUAUAUAUAUUUGAAGACAUUUAUUUUAAUUGUUAGAGCGGCCACUAGAGUAUGUGGUUAAAGUAAUGGAUCAUCUGGCUCCAUCAUGAUAAACAGAGCCGUUAGAAGAACAGCAACAUACUAGAAACCAGUGGACAUGUGCAGGAUGCCAGCGGUGCGUUAUGGUGUGGAAGUGAAACGCCAAGGUAGGCGCCUACACUGGACAGGACAAAUCUUGCUGUUCCCCAAUGCUGACAUUAUAUCCCCAGUCUCUCUGAACAAACUUUAAUUCAGUCUGUAUUAUCUAUCUACCUAUGCCCCACUACUCAACCAACCAGCCUUAACCAAAUCUGCACCUCUGAAACCCAAGAUGUCUACUAGACAAAACACCCUAAUGGCUGCGGUGGUCACCCUGUUGGGGGUCACCUUCGGGGGUCUGGUGUUAUGGCGACAACGAACAACGAGGACACUGAAGAAGAAGAAGCAGCAGCUUCUGGCUCAGGGUCAGAUAGGGGUUAGCUCUGGUCCCUUACCAGUGGAUCAGCUGGGUCCUGUGGAACCAGAGCCUGUGGUUGUGGAGCCAGUCGAGUCCCAGACUCGGCUACCCCCGGGUCAGAGCCUGGGCCUCCUGCCUGUUUCACUGCCCCCUGCUGACCAGGUCCUGGCGGUGCAGCCUGUGACGGUGAGCUCUGAGGAGGAUUGGGAGCAGCUGUGGCCGUCACUGCAAAAGGAGCUAUCUGUCUACCCUGUCCUCGGGCUGGACUGCGAAUGGGUGUCAGAGAAGGGUAAGACGUCAGCGGUCUCCCUUCUCCAGAUGGCGUCCUACUCUGGCCUGUGUGUGUUGGUGAGGCUGCGGCUGUUCCGAGGUCGCCCGCAGGACCUUCCCCUCAGCUUGAAGGAGGUCCUCAGGGACCCUCAUGUCCUGAAGGUGGGCUUGGGUUGUUAUGAAGACGGGAAACGUCUGACCCGAGACUACGGCCUGGCUCUGGGGUGUACCGUGGAUCUGCGAUACCUCGCACUACGACAAAGGAAGGUAGUGUUGAACAAUGGAAUGAGCCUCAAGUCUCUAGCUGCCGACCUGCUCAAUGUGUCUCUGGAUAAAUCCUUGGAGCUGCGCUGCAGUAACUGGGAGGCUGACCAGCUAACCCUAGAACAGAUGACGUACGCAGCCCGGGAUGCCCAAGUGUCCAUCGCCCUCUUCUUCCAUCUGCUGAGCCUCCACUCUAACGCCACGCCCUCACCUGGCUGUGGGAGUGACUACACCCAGCUGGCCAAUCGCUGCCAGGGCCUGGUGGACACACCUUUCAGGGGGAGGGGCGGAGGAGAGGGGGAGGAUGGAGGGAGAAGCGAGAGGAGACGGAGGAGUAGGGCGCUCCAGCAGCCUACUGAAAGCCCCGAGUCUGGGGACCAGCAAGUACCAGACCCCAGAAGGAACAGCAGGAGAAAACCGCUCGGUGUGGGCUACUCUGCUAGGAAGUCCCCUCUCUAUGACAACUGCUUCCUCCAAGCUCCGGAUGGACAGCCCCUCUGUACCUGUGACAAGAAGAAGGCCAAGUGGUACCUGGAUAAAGGAAUAGGGGUGCUGCAGACUGAGGAUCCCUUCAUCGUGCGUCUGCUGUUUGAGCCGUCGGGACGUCCAGACUCCCAGCAGGACUACUAUCUGACUGCCAAAGAGAACCUGUGUGUGGUGUGUGGCAAGAACAACUCUUAUAUCCGGAAGAACAUCGUCCCUCACGAAUACAGACGUCACUUCCCCACGGAGAUGAAGGACCACAACUCCCAUGACAUCUUGCUGCUGUGCACUUCCUGUCACGCGGCCUCCAACGUGCACGACGGCUUCCUAAAGCAGCAGCUGGCUGAUGAGUACGCCGCGCCCCAGGGGUGUGAGGACGGGGUGCGUCUCCUGGAGGACUCUGACCGCAGGAGAGUUCGUUCUGCAGCCCGAGCCCUGCUCACCGUGGGGGAGAGGCUGCCAGGGGCCAGGCGAGAUGAGCUGCAGAAGGUCAUAAGGGAUUUCUUCAACGACACCGAUGUGGAGCUGACGCCCGAGACACUGCAGAGGGCUGCAGACCUGGAGACUAGGAUCUUCAACGAGAGCUACGUUCCCCACGGGCUGAAGGUGGUGAAGGCGCACGCUAAGCGGGGCCUGAAGGGAUUGAUGGAGCUGGAGGGCUGCUGGAGGCAGCAUUUCCUGUCUACCAUGACACCUCGCUACCUGCCUCCUCUCUGGUCCGUCAGCCACAACCACGACAAGUUCCUACGCAAGUACGGAGAGGACCUUCCCAUCCAGCUUAACUGACCUACAGUCGCCACACUGUCAGUCUUAGCCUGAAAGGUCUGUCUGGUCCCCAGGCUGGAUCUCCAUCAGCUGUUGCAGCAGCCUCUACCUGGGGUCCAUCCACACUGGGUCUACUCAGUAGCCCAGAGAGCAGACUGACUGACUGAUGCCUACAGGGGAGGGGUUGGAUUCUGGGUGUGUUCAGUCCUCCUCAGUCUACUGUUGGCUGGAUGAGGACGGUGACCCUGACCCUGACCCUACGGUGCCCUGACCCUGACCCUACGGUGCCCUGACCCUGA
Molecule: messenger RNA, 2751 nt
Organism: Coregonus clupeaformis (lake whitefish)
Lineage: Eukaryota; Metazoa; Chordata; Actinopteri; Salmoniformes; Salmonidae
Product: exonuclease 3'-5' domain-containing protein 2-like
Exons: 11
Coding region: 545-2473 (642 amino acids)
Biological process (GO): nucleobase-containing compound metabolic process
Cellular component (GO): cytoplasm; nucleus
Molecular function (GO): nucleic acid binding; 3'-5' exonuclease activity
Source: RefSeq, a predicted model, not a curated record